This is a messenger RNA of Artibeus jamaicensis (Jamaican fruit-eating bat), 945 nucleotides long. RefSeq names its product olfactory receptor 56A1. The transcript has a single exon. Gene Ontology annotation, molecular function: olfactory receptor activity; G protein-coupled receptor activity. Gene Ontology annotation, cellular component: membrane. NCBI's taxonomy places the organism in Eukaryota, Metazoa, Chordata, Mammalia, Chiroptera, Phyllostomidae. Bases 1 to 945 code for a protein of 314 amino acids. Gene Ontology annotation, biological process: G protein-coupled receptor signaling pathway. The record is from RefSeq and is a predicted model, not a curated record.
AUGACUUCACCCAGCAACUGCUCUACUGCUCCAGUCUCUGAAUUCCUCCUCAUCUGCUUCCCUAACUACCAGAGUUGGCAGCACUGGCUGUCCCUGCCCCUCAGCCUCCUCUUCCUCCUGGCCAUGGGGGCCAAUGCCACCCUUCUGAUCACAAUCUGGCUGGAGGCUUCUCUGCAUGAGCCCAUGUACUACCUGCUCAGCCUCCUCUCCCUGCUGGACAUUGUGCUCUGCCUCACUGUCAUCCCCAAGGUCCUGGCCAUCUUCUGGUUUGACCUCAGGUCCAUCAGCUUCUCUGCCUGCUUCCUCCAGAUGUUCAUCAUGAACAGUUUCCUCCCCAUGGAGUCUUGCACAUUCAUGGUCAUGGCCUAUGACCGCUAUGUGGCCAUCUGCCACCCACUACGAUACUCAUCCAUCAUCACUAGCCAAUUUGUGGCCAAGGCUAGUGUCUUCAUUGUCAUACGAAAUGCCCUUUUCAGUGCACCCAUUCCUAUUCUGACUGCCCGGCUCCAUUACUGUGGAAAAAAUGUCAUUGAGAAUUGUAUCUGUGCCAACCUUUCUGUGUCUAGGCUCUCCUGUGACAAUUUCACCCUAAACAGAAUCUACCAAUUUGUAGCUGGUUGGACCUUACUGGGAUCAGAUUUCAUUCUCAUCUUUCUCUCCUACACCUUCAUCCUAAGAACUGUACUUAGAUUCAAGGCUGAGGGGGCUGCAGUCAAAGCCUUGAGCACAUGUGGUUCUCACUUCAUCCUCAUCCUGUUCUUCAGCACCAUCCUGCUGGUUGUGGUGUUGACGAAUGUGGCCAGAAAGAGGGUUCCCAUGGACAUCCUGAUCCUGCUCAAUGUCCUUCAUCACCUCAUACCCCCUGCCUUGAACCCUAUUGUAUAUGGGGUUCGGACCAAAGAGAUAAAACAAGGAAUUCAGAAAUUGCUCCAGAGAGCAAUGUGA